CAUGAUUACAGUUCCGGAUGGGAACCAGGAUACCCGAACACAGUUACUUCCUGUUAAUUUUAAUUGAACGUGGAUGUUCUGCUGAUCUGACGCUAGUUAAAUUAAAGAAAAAACAACAGACUCAGCACGGCAGCACACAUGUAUGUGAGCUGAGAGUACAGCUGAAGUCCAAAUAAUUACUACCUCCGCAUUAUAGUAUAUGAUGUUUAAGACAAGCUAAUUAAGCUAUAUUUUGUCUAAAUAGCUUUGCCCUAAGCGUCAUAUAUUUACCCCUUCUCCUUGAUAUCUUUGAUGGAGACUCAUCACACGUUCGUUUCUCGCAUUUCCAUGGCCAUACGCCUUACAAGUUUUUAUGCUCAAGUAUCAGGAAUAUAAUAUCCUGAACAACCGAAGCGCAGGCAAUGAACCACCGUUGCCGUUAAUUCCGAGUUGCUAGCUGAACACAUUCAUAUGUGUUCAGCAAUCUCUAUCAACAGAAAGUACACGGAGUUUCUCAUCUGCCCAACAGAAAACGCAGAGCACAUAAACAAUAACGAAAAUAACAGCGAGCAAACAGUUCCAUGCUACCAGCAUCUUCCCUAUAUUAAGAGCAACAUUUCAAGUCGCUCUCAUCAAACAGCAAAACAAACCACCAAGUGCCAUCAGCAGACAGACAGAUUGGAAGAAGCAGCAUUGCUUCUUCUGAACAAAUGGCUAACAAAUCAUCCCUGCUACAGCUGCUGCUCAUCGCAGCAGUUGCUUCGCAAUUCGUCAGUUCACAAGCCGGUAGCAUUGCUAUCUACUGGGGCCAGAACAACGGGGAGGGCACACUGGCAGACACCUGCGCCACUGGCAACUACAAGUUCGUCAACAUCGCCUUCCUCGCGGCCUUCGGCAAUGGCCAGCCACCAGUCUUCAACCUGGCAGGCCACUGUGACCCAACCAAUGGCGGUUGCGCCAGCCAGAGCUCCGACAUCAAGUCGUGCCAGAGCCGCGGAGUCAAGAUCAUGCUCUCCAUAGGCGGAGGGGCAGGAAGCUACUACCUUUCAUCAUCAGAGGAUGCCAAGAAUGUCGCAACAUACCUGUGGAACAACUUCCUGGGAGGCCAGUCAUCUUCUCGCCCUCUAGGUGACGCGGUCCUUGACGGCAUUGACUUCGACAUUGAGGGCGGCACCAACCAGCACUGGGAUGAUCUUGCCAGGUACCUGAAAGGGUACAGUAACUCUGGAAGGAGGGUAUACCUGACGGCUGCGCCGCAGUGCCCAUUCCCUGAUGCCUGCAUCGGUGAUGCUCUAAACACUGGCCUCUUCGACUAUGUCUGGGUGCAGUUCUACAACAACCCUCCCUGCCAGUACAGUUCAGGCAGCACCUCUAAUCUUGCUGAUGCAUGGAAGCAGUGGCUUUCAGUCCCAGCAAAGCAGAUUUUUCUUGGCCUUCCUGCAUCUCCCCAGGCGGCUGGGAGCGGUUUCAUCCCAGCAGAUGAUCUCAAGUCACAGGUGCUUCCAGUGAUCAAGAGCUCAGGGAAAUACGGAGGCAUCAUGCUGUGGUCCAAGUACUACGAUGACCAAGAUGACUAUAGCUCUUCAGUGAAGAGCGAUGUUUAAGCAUCUUGGCUGUUGAUUCUUAUGUGGAAAUAUCUGUGUUCUACUUUGUAUCUGAUGUGAUCCAUUAUUAUGUGCUACUAUGAUUUCAAUAAUAUCGCUUGCAGAUUGGAUUUUUCA
Molecule: messenger RNA, 1700 nt
Organism: Oryza sativa Japonica Group (Japanese rice)
Lineage: Eukaryota; Viridiplantae; Streptophyta; Magnoliopsida; Poales; Poaceae
Product: acidic endochitinase
Biological process (GO): carbohydrate metabolic process
Cellular component (GO): extracellular region
Molecular function (GO): chitinase activity
Source: RefSeq, a predicted model, not a curated record